CACACAAGACGCAAUCAGAGUGAGCUCAAUUCUCUCCCUCUCCUCUGCACAACCUUUCCCUCAGAAAUGCUCAGCACAGACCGGAUUCGACACACUACACGAAGAACUAAGCACAGACUGCUGUGGGACCUCAAAAAGAGCACAUCUCAGUGAUGGCCUCUCCUGUGCAGCUGUUCAUGAGCUCGCCUCAUCUAGAGUAGGACUGGAAUUUAUCUGACACACACACCACUAAAAGCAACAACUUACCGCUUGGCCAUGUACAGCGUGGAAGACCUUCUUAUCUCACAUGGAUACAAAGUCCCACAAAGGAACAGCAACAAUGUCCCUGUGCCACACUCAUCUUCCCCCCACCCUGCAACCUAUGAAAAAUGUCUGCCAGCACAAAGCGACAGCCGGUGUGAAAUCGGUGAGAAGCGGAAAGGACAGAGUGGCGUGAAUGGCUAUGAGGGCGACCAUGUUUACAGCGGUGGUGGCAGAGGAGGCAUCAGACAGACUUCUUCCAGGGGAUUCCCCAGUGACACCGAGAACCGGGUCAGAAAGCAGAGAACACAAGACGUAGACAACGGUAACCUAGGAGAUGGACGUUUGCAAGAAGACAGCCUGACCACAGACAGUGGGUUUUAUGAUAGCCACAGAGGAAUACAUUCUCAGCCUGAGCAGGAUGUGUCAUACUGGCGAAGAAGAGGUCAGGACUUCAGUGUGCUUCUGGAUUAUGCCGACUUCAGGGACCCACGUGGAAGUGCAGGGGGGCUUCCCAACAAGCCAGAGGGCAUGCAGCGGAGACCAGAAUCCGCCUUGGGCACAGAUGAGCAUAACCGUGAGAGACAGCGCAGGGCUGAGAGCGCACGUGCCAGGGAGAGAGAGAUUGCCCUGCACCAGUGGAGAAUUGCAGCUGAGAGGAAGUACCAGAGUUUGGGAACAGAUGAGUGGCAUCCUGUGACCACUUUGAGCCGCCAGCCAUCUGAAAAUGAAGUAACACAGGAGCAACGCAGGCCACGAACUGCAGAAGGUGCUGUUCCACCUAGAACAAAAACCAAGUCCCAGUCAUUGCCCAGAAUGACUCUUCAAUCAGAAAGCCUCCAAUACUUUAGCAUACCAAAUGCUGGGCGAGAUUCUUAUGGAAGCUAUAGGUUGAACGGCCACCAUACCCGAGACCCUCAUGGAAGGCAUCUUGAUGGAGAGAGCAGGUGGACUGACCGAUCGGGUGCACAGUCUGCUCCACCAUCAAAACCCAGAUUUAGUCGACCGCUUAGACCUCCAUCUUAUGAAGUGCACCAGCAGAUGCGUGGGAGCGUAGAGAUGCUUAUGGGGGAAGUUGCCCCUCGGGCUAGAGACAGGACUCCACUUCCUUUCUCAAGGCAAGAAUACUUUGUGCAAGAACUUGGAGGCUCUGGUGCAGAGCCCCCCGUAUAUAACCCUCCCCCAUCCUACAGGAGGCAGCCUUUAGUUAAGGGAGGUCAUAGAACUUAUCCUAUUUCAUUGGGUAACCACCAGUAUAGGGGUGACCCAUAUAUGCAAGAUUCUGCAAUGACAGAGGUGCAGGAAUGGUUUAUCAGGCAGACAGGGAUGGCUUGGCCAGAUCAUUACAGAGAUGGACGAAGAAGUAUGCCCUGCAAGAGACAGGCAUAUCCAGGCUACAGCGAAGAACGAAUAGGUAAUGUUCAGUACAUUCCCUUUGAUGACCCUCGCGUCAGGCACAUUUCAGGAGCGGGAAUGGAUGGUAACUCGCUGACGGAUGCAGAUAAAAUUAGAAACAUCAGAAAUGAGAUUCCGGUCAGCCUCAUAUCUGAGAAGUCCAAUGACAGUGCCUUUCCUCUCACAGAGAAAUCAUUUGACCACACUGAACAAAGUAAAAGCAAUAUUAGCAAGUCUAUUAAUGAGGACAGUAUGCACAAGAAAGUAUUGAAAGAGACAGAAAGAUCAAACACAACAUCUGACCAAAACUGCAACAGGCAUCCAACUGACCACAACAACACAACUGUUCUUCAGAUGACAAUGCAACAGAAUUCCAACUCAAACCAGGGUUUCAUUGAGAUGGUAACACAAGUGAAGAAAUUUGAGGCCAAAACUUUGGCUGAGAAUAAGAAAAACUCAAAGAAGAAACUCAAAGAGACAAUGUUUUGCCUGGUUUCUGUCCCUAUUAAUAUGCAAGCAAACAAAGGUGUCUCUGAUCCAAAUAACAAUGAAAAAGUGGCUACUCCAAUAAUGAUAUCUGAAGAAAACACAGUGAUACAGUCUGACAACCAAAGCCUUUCUAAAACCCCAGUAAGCAAGGAGUCAGAAAUGCAGUCCAGCAGCUUCCUAUCCAUUAGAAGCUCCCCUUUAAGGACAGAGAUUGCAGAUGCUACAUCACUGAAUGCAAGUCAAGACAAUGAAUUGUUCUAUGUAGGAUCCUGGCCUGGAGAUCAAUACAGGAACCAGGAAACACAGACAGGCUCUCCAGAAGUUUCUAGAAACAUCCAUCCUCAAAGAGGCAUUGUGCAGACAACAAAUGACCAUCCCUCCCCUCACACAACCACAGAUAAUGAAGGUGAAACUGACUGCAGUGCCAACUAUGGAUAUCCCAUGAUCGGUCAAAAGUAUCUCAACCCUUCCAGCAACAGUGCAUUUUCCAGAACUGGGACUGACAACAGUUCAAGUAUAAGAAGCCACACUCUAGCCCAAUCAACACCAACUCCAGCAUCUUCAGACCUUCAGCCUUUGCUUAGAAGUACUGCAUCAAAACAGCAAACAGAUGGCCAAGCAGUUUUUGGACAGUUCUUAUUAAAGCCGGUUAACAGACGCAAAUGGGAUGCAAUUGGGGAGCUUGAGUCUUUUAAUAAGGAGAUUCAGGAUCAGACAGGCAAAUGUCCAAAAGUUGACCAGAGCAUAGAUGAGCUGGAAGAUGCAUUAAACAAUAUUCUCGAACUGAGCAACACUAGCAAAGAGGUCAACAAUAGAAAACAGGAAGCUGCGCCACUUCACUUGAAGAAGGAAAGUGACGAGCAGUCACAUAUAGUACAGGUCACAGAGAUGCAUAUGAAACAAAAAAACUUAAAUGUAAUGACAGAUUCAGGAAACAGAGGCAGAGUAGAGGGACAUCCAGAAUACAGAAGAAUAAAAAGUUCCAAGGCAAAGGUAAACUUGGACACCCAGACACAAGAGACACCUGUGGCCAAACCCAACAGUUAUGUAAACUUUGAGGUUCUGCAAAGGGGGUACAGUGAUCCAGGGAUACAUAGGCAGGAUAUUCCAGUUCCAAAGGAGUGCUUGCUUAGGGAUGUUGGUUUAACAGUGUACACUGCCAUUCCAGACACUGUGACCUCUGGAUCACCCACAUGCGUAAGUCCCGAGUCCCCUAUGUUAACAAGCCCUUCAGAUAAUUCAGAGAUGUGUGAGACCUUACAAAUUACAUCAUCAGACAGUAGUGGAGAUAUGAGCAGGCACAGCCCUGAGCUUGCUGAAGGUACUCAAAGUUUGAACCACAAUAAUUCCUUUAAUUCCAAAGCCCUCAUCGAGAAGGAAUCAGGGAGAGGAAGCACAGAGGUUACAAGUUCAGGAAAGUCCUCACGCAUCCAUGUAAUCAAGAGUCUCCAUUGCAGGUUUAAAGCAAAUUAUGAGGAUGAUGAUGACCAUUUUUAUUCAGAUUAUAUGAGCUGGAGUAAUGAGAAGACAUUGGCAGAUGAACAUCUAGAGACCCUUUUGAGUCAAGAGAAGGCCAACAGCAUGCCGACAGAAGACCUUAGUAACCUAUACCAAGUUCAGUGUGCCAAAGGCAUACCUGAGAAUGAAUCCAUUGAACAAAGGGCUGCCAGGAUACUUGGCAUUGCUGUACCAGUUGAAGCUUUAGUUGUUGAUCAGGGUGACGGUAAAGAGAAUGGAAAUUCGGAAACCACUGAAGGUUCAGCCAUUGCAAUGCAAACCAAAGAGAUGAGCUCAAACGAGGAGACACAGAAUGUCAGUAGAGAGUCAGAGGAAGUGCUAGAUGCAUCUAUGGAAAGUCUUGAAGAUGUGACAGAACAGAUAGUGAUACGAGUUGAAGAGGAUCCCGAAUCUGGAGAAAAUGUACAUAGUGCAGAGAAACACAGCCACAGAGUCUCGUCUGUAUUGGAACUGCCAGAAUUUCCUCCAAGUAACUUGUGUUUGUCGCUUCCACUGGCAGAGGAUGAGGAAUUGGCCCUAAGUGUUUCUGGGGGAGACAGGAAGGAUAGAGUCAUUGCUGAGAUAACAGAAGAACCACAGGACAAGCUCCAGGCAUAUUCCCCAUCUCCUCUGCCCCCUUCAUCCACAAAUGAUCAAGCAUUUCUGGAGUACAGUGCCUAUGCAAAGGAAGAAGACUCUCAGUCUUUAGUGAGAACUGUGACCAGGAUCACCUUGGCUAAAGAGACAGAGGAAAAAUGGUGCUCAGAAGAAGAGCAAGAAAAAGAACUAACAGACUCAGCUCAAGAGAACAAAAUACUUGAGGAAAAGGAUCAGUACAUUGAGAAUGUGGUGGAAGAAAACAAGAACAAUGACAUAACCAUUUGUACACAACAUGACUAUGAGGUAAAGGUUCAGGAGGAAGAGAAAGUGUCAGCAAACAAGCUAAUACAAGAGAAAUCAAGACUGCCAUCGAAGUCUAUGGCACGUCCAAUCCUACAGUCCCGGAGUGGCAAGGUAGCGAAGAGAGAAAUCACUCUGCCACAAGGAUUAAUGGACAAUACAAUGUCUGCAAUUGAGGAUGAUGACAAUCUAUCUAUGUCAGAUCCAUAUGACCCCAGUCAUGUGGAGAGAGUCUGAAUUUGGACACUUUAAGAGCAAACCCUGUGACCUUACUGGAAAUCCAAACUCUCAUCUUAAACAUAGCUGGAGAUGAAAUAAGCAGGCGGAUGGACUUCAUGCCACUCAUUAAGACACAUUUUCAGAGCUUCUAUGAACUGUUCAUGUCUGGAAUAGCUAACUUGUCUAUCAGUUGGAUAUGAAUGUAUAAUAUAUAUCAAGUAAAGUUCAGACAUGACACAAAUAGCUACAAAUCAAUCUCUGUAGACUUACUAAUUUAAGUUUCUCUGCACCAGCAAAUGCUGGAGUUCUGUUGGAAUUUCACAGAACACAGUGUCAUUGUGCCAUUAAGCAACAACGACAAGAAAGACACUAAAGUUUGCACUUCUCAUUUUCUGUAUUAUUACCAUUAUUAUCAAUGAGAGAAUGAAGAGAGGCCUUGAUGUAUCAAAGCAAUGAAUAGGACUGAGACAGCAGCAGGAUCAGUUACAUAACACUUUGAUUUCAAUCACUGAGCAAACUAUUUUUUAAAGAAAUGUUAGAAGGAAAGUGUGCAUUAUAUAUUUUACAGUAGGGAGAAACAAGCUGCAAUACAACAUUAUUAUUUUUUGUUUGUUUGUUUGUUUAGCAAAUUAUGGCAUUGGCUACUUUUACACAGUACUCAUUUUUAUCCAAAUGAGGCAGCUAAGAAGAAAGCUGAACAGAGACAAAAAUUGAAAGGUAUUUUGUUUGAAGUCCUGGUCUCCUGCAAUUGUAAUCUUAACUGCAUUGACUUCAUUAGUCAUUUUCAGUAGCUAUUGCUUUAAAAUGACUCCACACAAAGAGUUUUCAUAUCUCAUAUUUAGUUUGAGCUUUUUGGAGUUGCAAUAUGAUAGUGUAUCAUCUCACCACGAAAUGCAAACAAAAAAUAAAAAAAGAUAUAUAUUUAUUUUUGUCAAGCUAUAAACAAACUGUACAGAUGAAAAUAUAUUCAAAGAAGUAAUUUCUAUUUUACCUUGUGAAAAUGUUUGCUUGCUAACAAUCAUGAAUAUAUCAUGUCUGCAUAUGUUUAAUAUUGUAUGUCUAUUAUCCUGUAUUACUCUUACAAUGAAUCUUUUAGUCAAAAUUAGUCUUUUAUUGUGGUGUGUGUGGUGUGCCUUUUGUUGCACAAAUUUAAGAAAGUAUUAUGUUGUGUUUUGUGUUUAUGCAUUUUAUUUCAUAAAUGAAGCAAUCUACGUUCUUCUUGAAAAGUCCAUCUCAGUUCUGAAAGCUCACUCAUAUAGUUGAGUAUACCUUUGUUAUUGUUUGGUUUCUUUCUUUAUGACUCUGUAUAUACAAAAUGGAGGUGGACAACAGUUACUUUGACGAUAUUUCCAUCACUUGGUUGUUUUAUAAUUGCAGUCCAAAGUGGACUAAAAAUAAAUGUAAGUAAAAACUGAGUAAUUAGCACAUUCAAAGACUGCGAUAGUGAGCUCGGCAAAAAAGUUAAUAAAAGUCAUUGCUCCCAUUUGUUCAGAACAUGAUUAUUAUUAUAAUGGAUGAAGAGUACAAAUACCAUUAUGUUACUGUAGUAUAAAUAUUGCCCUUUGCUAUAGGCAUGAUUAUAAAACAUUUGUAAACUCAUGCAGAUAGAUACAGACCAUUAAUAAUUUAGAUGACAAAACAUGCAUUCAUCACACUUUUUGUAAGUUGGAAUAAAAUUAUUGUUGUAAUUAGUCCUUGAUUGUUCCUACCAUUUUGUACAUUUUUUUUAAACAGAUGAUUAUAUUGUUGCAUAUACCAUAUAUGGCAUUUAAUAUCUUUUUCUAUUUUCAUACAGAAACUGUACAUGAUUAUUUUGUAUGGGUUGCAAUUGAUUUGCCGUCUCUGCAUGAGAUGUAAACUGAGGUCAGGAAACUGUUUUGCAUUUGGUACUACAUUAAAAAUAUUAAUUACAUUACAUUGUGCACAUUUUUAUCCUGCUAAAAGCUUUGAAUAUUUAAAAUCAAAACCAGCUAUUUUUAGAAUAUUUUACAGAAAGGGAAGUGUUUACUGUGCACCUCAGUACUUGUGUCUUUGAAGUAUUGGGUGAAUGUGAAUGAAUUGUUUGAAAGGAAAUUCCUUUGUGCAUUAACUAUAGAAGAUUGCUCAUUAAUAAACUUCUUGCAUGGA
Messenger RNA from Myxocyprinus asiaticus (Chinese sucker), 6867 nucleotides. RefSeq names its product junctional cadherin 5-associated protein-like. The record is from RefSeq and is a predicted model, not a curated record. Lineage: Eukaryota; Metazoa; Chordata; Actinopteri; Cypriniformes; Catostomidae. Gene Ontology annotation, biological process: positive regulation of blood vessel endothelial cell proliferation involved in sprouting angiogenesis. The transcript has 4 exons. Gene Ontology annotation, cellular component: adherens junction; ruffle membrane. The coding region runs from base 256 to 4758 and encodes 1500 amino acids.